GGAUUUGAGAGCUGAUGAGGAAGCUCUAGAACUUGCUUCUAACUCACUGCAAUAAGAUCCAGUGCUCUGGAAAGACUUGAAAUUCCACCCUGCAGUCAUGGGCUACCGUGAGAAGACAAUCAGCAAGUCCAUACUAGACGCCAUCUUCCUAGACAAACAAGACCCGAGCCGCGGGAUCCUUACGCGCAUCUUCGUCUUCUUUUCAUUUUUCCACCUCGCCCUCCAGCGUUUUUCCCCUUCACAAUUCAAGAAACUCCGUACAGAAUCAUGGCAACUCGACGAGGAAGAAUACAAGGAGUCCUUUCGCCGCGCGGCAAGACAAGGCCAGCUAAGUCCCAUUGGUGACUUGGGAUACUCUGGAUCAACAUUCUUCACAACCCCAAACUCCAAAUAUCUCAUAAAAUCCAUCCCGCGCAAGUUUGAACACGACUUCUUCCGCAACAUCCUCCUGGAUCCGUACGUUGCGCACAUCAGGGCGCACCCUUCCUCUCUUCUUGUUCGUAUUACCGACCUUCUCUACGCGCCUACAUCUACGUUAGGCGCCCUCCUCGGUUUCGCACCUUCACAUCACAUCAUAAUGGAGAAUGUGUUAUACGGUAAGGACGCCCACAGCGGCGAGGCAUAUCAAUGGGAGACAUAUGACCUCAAGCCCGCCGACUACUUUUACCCGGAGCGUGACGUGGCGGGCGGUAACUUGGCAUCCGACAGCACGAAGAGCAAGCUGAUUGAUAUAUUUGGGGAUAAAGUCCGUGUGAGCAACGGCGAACGACGGGAGAUGCUUGCGACGUUGGAGGCGGACACGAUGUUGCUGAGGGAAGUAGGCGCGGUGGAUUAUUCGUUGUUUCUGAUUCGAUAUCCGCAAGGGUUGAAGCCACCGCAGCUGCCAUCAGGGACGGACGAGCCUUGGAGAAACGGAUUGGAAUCAACGGAUGGGCAGUGGGUGUAUCGAGCUGUGAUUCUGGACUUCUUCUGGGCCAAGAGUGCGCUGCAGGCAAAGGCUAUGGAGGCGCUAAUUAGGGGGUACAAUCUGCUAGACUUACAGGGACCUAUGAGUAUCACUACCUCACCCGCUGAGUAUCAAAAGCGGUUCAUGGAGAUGGUAGCUGGUAUAGUCAUCAGUAACGAGGCUGGUGACGGCGGAGAGAUCCACGGGCAAGGUUCCAGCGAACAGUGAAUCGCGCAUGAUGGAGUGUUCUCGAGAGAGACCGCGUCCGAUAUCGCAUCAGCUUCAAAUUGCAGUGUUAAGCAAGCCCUGAGAUACCCUUUCAGUAAUCAUUUGAUAAUAUACAUACAACCCAUUGCUGCGUAUAUACAAAGUGAUGCUUCCACAUAUCACUUUGCUUGUCGUACACCACAGCGCAAUCUCCAAUGGCCCCACGGCCGAAGUUCA
Molecule: messenger RNA, 1390 nt
Organism: Pseudovirgaria hyperparasitica
Lineage: Eukaryota; Fungi; Ascomycota; Dothideomycetes; Acrospermales; Acrospermaceae
Product: SAICAR synthase-like protein
Exons: 2
Coding region: 98-1174 (358 amino acids)
Biological process (GO): phosphatidylinositol metabolic process
Molecular function (GO): phosphatidylinositol kinase activity
Source: RefSeq, a predicted model, not a curated record